This is a messenger RNA of Medicago truncatula (barrel medic), 2757 nucleotides long. RefSeq lists its product as uncharacterized. The record is from RefSeq and is a predicted model, not a curated record. Lineage: Eukaryota; Viridiplantae; Streptophyta; Magnoliopsida; Fabales; Fabaceae. The coding region runs from base 84 to 2279 and encodes 731 amino acids. The transcript is spliced from 8 exons.
UCUCUCUCUCUCUCUCUCUCUCUCUCUCUCUCACCACGUUUCGCUUCUCAACUCAGUUCUAGGGCAUUAUUUGGUGACUUAAUAUGGGACCAAAGAGAAGAGGAAGGAAGACCAGUCGUAAAGUUCAAAGUGAUGCCAAUGGUUGUGGCACUCAAGAGAAUACUAUUUCAUCAAAAGCUUCUACAUCUGUAUCUGAUAUGCCUUCGGAACAUCCCAUUCAAUGCAAGUCCACUGAUGCAUUAAUGAGCCAAUCUUGUGUAGAAGCAGAUAUUUGUAUGCCCAAAAAUAAAGAAAAGGAGCAGAAUAUCCUCUGUCAAGCUACAGGAAAAGACAAUGGAAGGAGUGAUAUCCAAGACAAAGUUAAAGACAGUUCAGUUGUAGCUGAUACCGAGGUAUUAGCAAAAGUGUCUGCGUUAGAAGCUGUAAAAAUGAACAUAGAGCAAAGUAUAAAUGAGAAAAGUUCCAACCCCGACGAAACAGGUGAUUCCAUGAAGAAUGGGAGUCUGGUAAAGAAUCAGGAUGAUGACGUAGAAGUUCAUGAUUUGUCAGGUUCCCAAAACAAUUUAGAUGUCAAAUUUACGAAGAAAAGUAAAAAGAGAAAAAGGAGGAAGACUAAAAAUAAUGUAGUCGAAAGUGAUGCCAAUGGUUGUGGCACUCCUGAGAAUACUUUUCCAUCAAAAACUUCUACAUCUGCAUUGGAUAUGCCCAUAGAACAUCCCAUUCAAUGUCUGUCUACUGAUGCAUUAAUGAGCCCACCAUGUGUACAAGCAGAUAUCUGUUUACGCGGAAAUGAAGAGGAGGGGCAGAAUAUCCUCAGUCAGUCUGCAGAAAAGGGCAAUGGAGAGAGUGAUAUCAAAGACGAAGGAGGUAACUGCAGCUCAGUUGUAGCUGAUGCAGAGUUAUUUGCAAAAGAGUCUGUGUUAGAAGUUGUACAAAUGGACAUGGAGCAGAGUAUAAAUCAGAACGGUUCCAACCCCAAGGAAACAAGUGAUUCCUUGAACAAUAAAAGUCUGACAAUGAAUAAUGAUGAGGACCUAGAAGUUCAUGAUUUGUCUGAUAAAUCUGAUUGCAUUAAAACCUAUUCAAGGAAAAAUUUAAACAACGUACAUUGUAUCAAGGAACCACCUAUCCAGGACCAUCACAAUGAUGAUUCACAUGAAGUUUCUGAUGGACCAUUGACAGAUGGCUUAAUGGAAAGAGAAACAGAACAUUCAACCAAUCAGAACAAAGUUGAAGCUGAGGAAAUGGAGUUGACAGCAGAGAAUAGUUCUGAGCAAAGAUCUACAACUACAUCUUGUCUUGUAGACAUUCCAGUGACACCACUUCAAGAAAUAAAUGCUAGUCAGGUAGAUCAUGCUGAGGUUACAAGAAAUGGUGGUAAUUCAGAGAUAUCACAAUGCUCCGUGGAGAGACCUACAUCUUGUCUUGUAGACAUUCCAGUGACACCGCUUGUAGAAACUAAUGCUAGACAGGUAGAUCAUGCUGAGGCUACAAGAAAUGGUGGUAAUUCAAAGAUAUCACAAUGCUCAGUGGAGAGACCUAUUAUCAGCAACUCAAAGAACAAGCUUCUCAUCCUUGAUGUGAAUGGACUACUUGCUGAUUGUGUCAGUGAUGUUCCUAACGGAUAUUAUCAACCAGAACCAGAUUUUUGGGUUAGAAGGAGAAAAGUGUACAAGAGGCCCUUUUGUGAUGAUUUUCUACGGUUUUGCUUUGACAGAUUUCAUGUGGGAAUUUGGUCAUCUAGAGCCAAGUGUAAUGUUGAUGACGUAAUCAAACAUCUUAUGGGGAAAUCUGCAUCCAGGCUGCUCUUUUGUUGGAAUCAGUCCCACUGCACAACAACAAAAUUCAGUACUGUUGAGAAUAAAGAGAAGCCCCUUGUGUUGAAGGAACUCAGAAAGCUGUGGGAGAAGCUGGAACCUGGUCUUCCAUGGGAGAAGGGAGAGUUCCAUGAGUCAAACACAUUAUUAGUGGAUGACUCCCCUUACAAGGCGCUUGUGAAUCCUAUGCAUACGGCCAUAUUCCCCUACUCUUACCGCUACCACUACACCAAAGACUCGUCAUUAGGACCUAAAGGUGAUCUUCGGGGUUAUCUAGAAAGGUUGGCUAUGGCUGAUAACGUUCAAGAGUUUGUGUCACGGAAUGAAUUUGGCCAGCGGCCCAUAAGACCAGCAAAUCCAUCAUGGGGUUACUAUCUCAAAGUUAUAGAAUCAGUGCAGGAAAAUGAUAUACCCUCAGCACCUGAUGGGGGAGCAAACUGCUUAAAGAAGAAAGUAGGAUGAAAGCCAUUGAGACGAAUAUUGAUGCACGCCGUUCGUACUUUAGAGUGUACUUGUUUGUGUUACAAACACAUUACAUACAUCCUAGGACACAGAUAUGGGGCCAAAUAUUUUUUGGUGUUUCAGAAAUGAUAUUUAUCACGAAGAAUUGACUCAUGAAAGCAUCUCGAAUUCCAAACUGAUGGGUGGUACAAUAUUAAUGCUAUACCCAACCGUGUUUUCCGACCAACAGAGAAUUUAAUUGGUUCACUAAAAAUCGCGACUCCGUGCGUGAAAUUGUUGUGAAAUUUAACCCUGCUCGUUGGAUUUUUGUUGCAUACAUUGAGGUCUAAAAGUGUAUUUGCCUCAAAAGAACUAUAUACUUUAGGAUUAAAUUUACUUUUACAGUUAACUGCAUACCAAGCUUACACAAAUAUUUUAUGGCCACAUGCAUGUCCAAAGCAGUUGAAAUGGCAAUACAAACUUUAUUGUGAUUCGGUAA